AUGGUUAUCCCUUCUGUCCUCAUCAUUGGAGCCGGCAACUUUGGUGCUGCGACUGCGCUCUCACUCCGUAGAAAGGGCAAGGUUCAAGUUACCAUUGUCGACACGGCCUAUUUCCCCAAUCCUAGGGCCGCUUCUCACGACAUAAACAAAAUCGUCCGCGAUGACUAUCCGGACAGACUCUACAUGCGCCUGCUGAAGAAGGCUAUGCCCCUGUGGAGGCAUGAUGAGUUAUACAAGACCUGGUAUCACGAAGUCGGCAUGCUUCGUGCUGACUCUACCUCGUUUGGCGAAGAGAGUAUCAACUCUUACCGCGACAUGGGUAUCCCCAACAGGUCAGAGCUUCUACCUGUCGAUGAAGUACGCCGUCGUUGGAACGGUGCCUUUGAGACGGCUGAUUUCAAGGGCGUUGACAGGGUGCUCUGGAACCCUGACGUAGGGUUCGCGGAGGCGGACAAGGCUCUCGGCGCGGUGGUCCAGGCUGCGGUCGACCUCGGAGCCGAGUAUGUCGUUGGAGAAGUGACGAAACUCGACUUUGGGUCCGAGGGCCAAUGUAUUGGUGUUACACUCAAGGACGGCACGACGCUGCGAGCUGACAAGGUUCUUCUUGCUGCUGGAGCUCGAACGGCGUCUCUACUCGCGCAGAGCGCGCCUGAAAAGCCACUACUCCAUGCUGGUGAGAGACUGUUGGCUACGGGAGCUGUGAGUUUCUAUGCGAAGCUGCAUGGCGCGCAAAAAGACAAGUUCUCAGCAAUUCCUGUGCUCAAGAACUGCUUACCUCAGGUCAAGGGUGAAGGCAUGUCAAUCCUCAGCGACGGAACUAUCAAGUUCAACUGCGACCUAUGCUUUACCAACUACCAAGUGUUCCCUCCAACCGGUGAGGCCAUGUCAGUUGCGCCUGGCCAGUCCAUGUAUAACACGUGGACGGGACCUCGAUUUCUCAAGUUCUUUGAGGACCGGGCGCGAAAGACGUUCAAUGGCCUAUAUGGCAAGGAAGUCGAAAACAUCAAGAUUGAGGCCUACCGAAUGUGUUGGGACGCAUCAACACCGACACAUGACUUCCUUAUAUCACCGCACCCGCAGAGCGACAGACUCUACAUCGCAACAGGAGGUUCCUUCCACGGAUGGAAGUUUCUACCUGUCAUUGGCGACUACGUCGUCGACAUGAUGCAGGGAACCCUUGAUAGCGACUUGGCCGAUCGAUGGGCCUGGGAUAAGAAGGGCGGCAAUGGCCAUUCGGCAAACCCAACAUACCAAAUCGUCGGUGACUUGCAAGACUGGACCCGUGGCUGGGCAAACUAAG
Molecule: messenger RNA, 1300 nt
Organism: Fusarium verticillioides 7600
Lineage: Eukaryota; Fungi; Ascomycota; Sordariomycetes; Hypocreales; Nectriaceae
Exons: 3
Coding region: 1-1299 (432 amino acids)
Molecular function (GO): flavin adenine dinucleotide binding; saccharopine oxidase activity; sarcosine oxidase activity
Source: RefSeq, a predicted model, not a curated record